Messenger RNA from Acaromyces ingoldii, 2913 nucleotides. RefSeq lists its product as hypothetical. The record is from RefSeq and is a predicted model, not a curated record. The transcript has a single exon. Lineage: Eukaryota; Fungi; Basidiomycota; Exobasidiomycetes; Exobasidiales; Cryptobasidiaceae. The coding region runs from base 77 to 2719 and encodes 880 amino acids.
CGAUGAUGAUCCCCCGUUGUGUGGAUUGGACCUGCCGGAUCGUGGAGCGCCCGAUGAAGAAGGAGUGGUGACGGAUAUGGCUUCAAGACACGAGGGCGUGUCGUCGGUGGCGCCGACGGCUGGCCGAGCCCCAAACAGGUCGACGAAGCCUCGCGUUUCCUCGACGCUGGCAGGCCCACCCCAGGCUUCUCCAUCAACUCUGUCGAGUCAGAGGGCACCGACCUCUAGUCGCGCGACGAGCAGUCGACAUCGCACGACGGCUUCUCCCUCUACAUCUGUGCGGCAUGCAUCGUCAUCCACAACCAAGAACAAAGGCAGUGGCAGCAGCAGCAACAGCAGCAGCGCUAGCAGCAAGAAUCUUACGCCAGCUCCAUGCCCCGGCUGCGAAAAGGCACGGAUCAACUUCCGGUGCUCGUCCUGUCUCACCCACUUCAAGUCGGUCUACCACCAGAAGCAAGCGGGCGCACGCAAGGACUUGCUCGAGUCGAAAAGGCGCGUCGAGGCGCUCUUGGGGCCCCUGGAGGAGCCCGAGGAGGGAGCGACGAGCGAGAGCAUCCUGGGGAGGUGGCCGGCCAUACCGGGAAGCUAUGCAGCACCAGCAGCCACGACGUCGUCUCCUUCGCCCAAGAGGCCCUCCGGCCUGCGUAGGCUUCUCUCGAUUCCUGAUCCGUUUGGGGACUACGACGAGGAGGACAAAUUGGAGCAACAAGGAGGCAACCAAGGCGAGCAAAACAAGCGAGGGCCGCACAAGGGCGCCAGCCAUGCCGCAAGAGAACUCCGAGCGAGGAAAGCAGCGUUGCAACUCGAGAUCCUCGAAAUGAGACAGAUGAAUGCGAUGGCAUCCCAGUCAGCCACUCGAGCAUCUGCGCGAAACAGGGAAAGGAGAGCCCAGCUCGACAGACGGAAGACGAUGCUUGAGCAAGCGCGUGCGCUCAUGUCUGGUGGCGAGCUGGAUGAUAGCGGUGCCUCUCAUGUACAACUUCAGCGGGCCCAAGAGGUGAUGAACGAGCUGGAGAAGAGGAGCGACGAUGUUGCCAAGGAGCUGGCCAAAGUGCGUGCCCUGCGGGCCAAAGAAGUCAUCUCCAUCUUCCAGGUCCGCCCUCCCUCUGGCUCUUUGGCCAGGCUCAAUGCCGACCGGCUUGUUUCUACGUCGACGUCGAGGAACCAGCGCAGCCGCGAGAGAUACAUGUCCAGUGGUAUCUUCGACUUGGCCGCAGUAAACCCUGCGUCAUCCAGGCAAACGGAAUCGCCACCAGCCUUGGCUCCGAUCAACCCAAACGAUUGGACCAUCGUUGAGCUCGUCUUGCCGGUCAUUUCUGAUCUCAGACGCUUCGAACGUGAUAGCAUUAAUGGGGCUGUCUCACAUACCGUCCACCUCCUGCAUCUCCUCGCAGACUACCUCGGCGUUGUCCUACCAUUCUUGAUGUCUGACGAAGGUGGCAAGCUGAACAUCCGGGCGAAUCAGCUGUACUCGUCGUUGAACUCGACAGGCGAACAAGAGUCGCUGGUGCUGACUCACGAAGCGCACGGCUCGCUGGGACCCGCUGUUGCUGCCAGCUCUUCGCAAGGCGCAGCUGGUGGGCUGGGCGCAUCGAUGAUGGGGAGCUUGACCGCAAGCACCAUGUGGACCCUCGACUCGUUUGUCAGUGUCAAGAGGCUCAACAGUGGAGAAAGCAGCACCACUUCAACUGCACCUGCUCCAGACUCGGCCUCUCUGUCUGCAAAGGAGUUUCGCUCUGCGUUGACGAAGCUCGCCUACAAUGCCGCCUACCUCACUCAUGUUCAAGGCGCGAGGGUCGAGCUAGUGCAUGCGGCUGGCAGCACACUUCGGCUGCUGUCGAAGGCGACACUGAGUAAAUCUCUAGGAAAAAUGGCUCAUACGACCUACCACGGCCCAUCUCACGCUCGGGAUCUGUCGUUCCCAGGCUUGGAGCUGAGCCAGUUGCUGCAGAUCAACGAAAAAGAUUCGCGAGGAGACACCAAGGACAGCUCCUCGGCAUCUUCGUCGCCUUCUUCCAAGAAGUACGCCCCGACUGGCGUGUCUCGGCCGCCGAGGUUGACCAAAGAGAAGGGCAGGCCAACGCUCCUAGAAGAGAGCUACGUCGAUGCAAGGCAGGCGGCAGAGUCUAUUUUGGAGCUGGACAGAGGCGCAGGGAAGGAGUCUUCAUCCACACGCAAAGAAGGGGCUCCAUAUCCAAAGGCCCACUCCAAAAAGGUAGCGGGCUCAUCUUCGCGCCCUCAAGCGCCCAUCAAUGUUGUCACGACCCCCGAGCGUCGGAUUGCGAGGACUCACAGCGGAGCGCACGAGCAGCUGGACAAAGUGGGGAGCUUGAAUUUCCUCAAGGCUCGAGGCGCAAAAGCAAGGGCCCAAGCGGCGCCAGCGUCGGUGACAACAACCAAAACAACAACAACAGGAGCAACAACGAUAGCGUCAGCACAUUCGACAGCCUCAUCAACACGAACGGCAGAAAUUAAGCCCGCGCCGCCCGAAAAGCCCAAAGAGGGUACCGUGACUUUCAAUGGAGUCGAAGUGCGAGCAAAGAGCACGUCAAAGCUUGCUGGCCGAAAGAGCUCGUCUUCUGCGUCACCACCACCAUCAGCUUCUCCGUUGCUUCCGACAAGGCCUUAUAGCGAUGCGCGAAGAGCCCGGGACGGGCUCGCACAAGGGUCAGGCACCGAUGUUGAUGAAGACGACGAAUGGGAUGUUGUGGAGCGUUGAGCCGCUCAUGUCUUUUCAGGUCCCGACUUACAUCAAUGUCGCUUGACUAGCCCUCGCUUAACCAGCCUCGCCUGACUAGCCACCACCGCUUCUUUUUACAUAAUUGUAUCAUUUGUUCUUUCUUCUUCCAAGCGCUUCGGGGCAAGUGUGACCAGCCUGAAGAGCGGAGAGCCUCACGGAGUUUGAAGUUGCGG